UUGUCGGACAGUACACAAGACAAACAUACAGAUAGACAAGGGACGAAGGGACCAGCUACUGGAUCAGAGAACACAACAGUCGCCAUGGGAGCCUCAAUUGUGGAAUACUUUACUUGCCUUCUGCUUCUUCUGGCAUUGACCAAGGUCCAUGGAGGUCCAGUCUACAGCUCCAUGAUAUCAUCAGACCUGUCCGAUCUAAAGGGUCUCCUGGAACGCUUAGAAGAUAAGAUUCCCAUAGAAGAACCAGAAGUCCCAGCUCAAGACUUAUUUAUGGGAAACUACGAUUCAUCCGAUUCCCUCCAGUCUUCAAAUGCAGCUCCAUCCUGGCCUGGAGAAGCCGCCCGCCCCCCUGCAGACAUGGGCUAUAACAGAGGGUCCUGGGCCCAGGCUGAUAGAAUCUCUCCACUGAAGAAUAAGCUGCGAGAGCUGUUGAACGCCCCCCGGAGCAUGAGGCGGUCUUCAGACUGCUUCGGGUCUCGGAUUGACAGAAUCGGGGCUCAGAGUGGCAUGGGAUGCGGCCGUCGGUUUUCAAGAGAAAGUGAAGCACAACAAGUACAGAACUAAAAGAUGAUCAGCGCCGACGUCAGGAGCCCGGUUCAUCAUUCUAAGAGGGACAGUCACCCCAAAAAUGAAAAAACAAA
Molecule: messenger RNA, 641 nt
Organism: Bufo bufo (common toad)
Lineage: Eukaryota; Metazoa; Chordata; Amphibia; Anura; Bufonidae
Product: natriuretic peptides A-like
Exons: 3
Coding region: 85-564 (159 amino acids)
Biological process (GO): cGMP biosynthetic process; negative regulation of systemic arterial blood pressure; neuropeptide signaling pathway
Cellular component (GO): cytoplasm; nucleus; extracellular region
Molecular function (GO): hormone activity; hormone receptor binding
Source: RefSeq, a predicted model, not a curated record